GAGGCGUGUGAAGGAUCGGGAAAGAGACUGCGACAACGUAACAGCUUCGUGCAGCCUUAAGUUGUGCUCAGUUACAGGUCUGCUGAGUUACGGAUAUUUUCUUUAUAAAGACAGCGGAGGGCAGUAGAGAGAGGGGGCUCCACGUCCUUAUCCUCCGUUCGCCUUGGCAAACUGGAAAAUCUUUUCUGAGCUGCAUAUUUAGCAGCGAGCUAUCUGUCGGCGGAGCACACGGAGCGCUCGCCAUAACGGCUCGCUGAUGCGUUUGCGGGACUCGGCGCCGCUCUGCGUGCCGAUGCGUGGCUUGCGGGCUCCGUGCCGACUCACAGAUGGAGAUCCCCGCCGCUAGGUCUCCCGACACUUCUCCGCAGGGCAGGUAAUAUCGCGCAAAAUAAAAGGACAGCGACUGAUAGGUUAUUCUGCGCCUUCUUAGUGCGUUGUCAGAAAGCUGUUGGGCACCGGCUGGAAUGGAAGGAGAGCGCAUAAUAUGGUCAAGGCGGGACUGUUGUAAAAAAUCACAAGAAAGAAUGAAGUAACAGCGAUGGAGCCGCAUAAUGCCCCGGACUCCAAACUCAAACCAGCUGGAGUCGGGGGGAGAGCCUUAAUUCUCUGUACUGUUUUAUAUUGUACUUGUUACCUGGGACUUGCACAAGUACAGUCUGAAGAUGUGGACAUUCUCCAAAGGCUGGGCCUCACUGGGAAGAAGCCUCCACCAGCAUCCACAGGGUCCCGCCCCCUUCCUCACGGGGUCAUCCCGUUCAAGUCGGGCGUCAUCCUCAACCAGCGGGCACGCGUGGAGGCGCCGGUGGGCACAGUGGUCCCCCCCAGCUACGGCACCAACUUGGCUCUGGUCCUGAGCCUGUGCUCCCACCGUGUCAACAGUGCCUUCCUCUUCAGCAUCGUGUCAAAGAAGAAGAAGCUGCAGCUGGGGGUGCAGUUCGUCCCCGGGAAGAUCGUCGUCUACGUGGGGCAGAAGAAGUCUGUAUAUUUUGACUAUGACGUUCAUGAUGGCCAGUGGCACAACCUGGCUAUGGAUAUCCGGGACCAGAAGGUCACCUUAUUUACUUCUUGUGGGAAGCAUCUUGUACAUGCAGAUUUGCAUUUUAAAAAAGAGGAGACUCUGGACCCUGAGGGCUCCUUCCUCUUGGGUAAAAUGAAUCAAAAUUCAGUGCAGUUCGAAGGUGCCAUCUGUCAGUUCGAUAUUUAUCCCUCUGCCAAGGCAGCUCACAACUAUUGUAAGUACAUUAAGAAACAAUGCAGGGAAGCGGACACAUACCGGGCCAAUCUGCCUCCCCUCAUUCCCCUUUUGCCUCGACAUUCUAAUGUUACUGUUCCCUCCAACACCCCGCCGUCCUUGACUGAGGUCACUAAGAAAGCCUUCACCUCAAGCCUGGCUCUGACCCGUGUCGGAACCACUGUUAAGCAUGUGGUCCGACCAAGCCGGAUCCCAGCCAUCAACUACACCGCAGUGCGCCAGGGCAAGGCGACUCGCCCCACCGUCACGACCCCAUCCAUCCGCAGCACCAUGGGCCCUACCGUCCAAGUGCACGGCCUCCAGCGGCCAUCGCCGGCCCACACGCCCACGGUCACCGCUCCCCUCAGGACCAGCACGGCUUCCCCAAAGACACCUGCUCCGAAACGGCCAAAACCCACGACUCGCGGUACUACAAAGAAAGCCACGGCCGGAAAAGCUGCCGGCAAGGAAGCCAGAAGCAGCGGCACGGCUGUGACCAGUACUACCAUCCCAACGAGGCCCACGGUAGCCAAGAAGAACCCCCAGCCAACGCGGACCACCCCGCACUACGCCAAACCCACUUUCGCGCCAGUCACACCAGCGGCCACUGACGGCUACCAGACCUAUGACCUGGAAGUGACUCAUUAUUCACUCUUGGCUGGACCUCCGGGACUGAAGGGAGAGCCAGGACCAAUGGGAGCUCCAGGACCACCUGGGAAGAUUGGGCCGUCAGGAAAGCGGGGAUCUCGGGGUCCUCCAGGACCACAUGGGAAUCCAGGGCCUCCAGGUCCACCUGGACUAAAGGGGAGAAAAGGAGACCCAGGACUCUCACCUGGAACUGCACCCAGUGGAGACAAAGGCGACUCGGGCAUGAUGGGCCCGCCUGGAUUACCUGGCCAAUCAGGUCGAAAGGGUCAAAAGGGGCACCCUGGUCAUCCUGGACACCCAGGAGAUCCAGGACAGAGAGGCCUGGACGGAAACCGGGGGGACAAAGGUUAUCCUGGCAGGCAGGGCUUACCUGGGCCUGUUGGUGUUAUGGGGCCGAAAGGCGCUCGGGGCUUCAUAGGUGUCCCUGGGCUUUUCGGCCUACCUGGCUCUGACGGUGAAAGAGGUGCUCCUGGAGUUCCAGGGAAGAGGGGGAAGAUGGGUAGGCCGGGCUUUCCAGGGGAUUUCGGUGAGCGAGGGCCCCCAGGGAAUGACGGGGAGCCGGGGGGGCUGGGUGCCCCUGGUCCUAAUGGAGUUCCUGGACUCAUUGGUGACAUGGGGCCCGCAGGAGAAAUGGGUGAACCAGGACCUCAAGGACUCAAGGGAGUGCCCGGAAAUCCAGGAGAACCCGGACUGAAAGGUGAUAAGGGUGAAAUUGGUCUUCCUGGGGAAAAAGGAGAAGUCGGAUUUCAAGGUGACAAGGGUGCACAGGGUCUGGCGGGAAUGCCAGGUAUUCGUGGGAAGCCUGGGCCACAGGGGAAGCUCGGUGAUAGAGGCCCUGACGGCUUAGGCGGUCCCCCUGGGCCGGAAGGUUUUCCAGGGGACAUCGGACCACCGGGACAGAAUGGUCCGGAAGGACCAAAGGGAAAACCAGGCGCAAGAGGCUUGCCAGGUCCGAGAGGGGCAGCUGGAUUAGGGGGAGACGAAGGGCCAAUCGGACCUCCUGGAGCUCCUGGGCUGGAGGGUAGACCUGGAAGGAAAGGUUUCCCUGGCAGUCUUGGCCCUGAUGGCGUAAAGGGAGAGCCAGGAAUAACCGGGAAGGCUGGGACCGUUGGAGAAAGGGGCCUCCCCGGAUUCAUUGGUCCUGUAGGAGAACCUGGGAUUGCAGGAGAGAAGGGUGACCGGGGGGAGAUGGGCCUCCCAGGGCCCCCAGGCGAAAAGGGAGCAAUGGGACACCCAGGACCCCCAGGUGAAAGUGGCCCCUCAGGGCCCCCAGGAAAACCAGGGUCUCUUGGGUCGCGGGGGCCAGUUGGCACUAGGGGACCCAAAGGCAGACGGGGUGCCAGAGGGCUUGACGGUCUGCCAGGCGAGCAGGGGUCGGCGGGCGCAAAGGGUCCUGACGGUCCACCAGGAAAAAUUGGCUUUCCGGGACAGCAGGGGAAGAUUGGGGAACCAGGUGAAACUGGGCCGCAAGGAUUUCCAGGCAUUCAUGGGCCAUCCGGACCCCCAGGGAUGAAAGGAAUAGCAGGCAAACCGGGACCCCCAGGGCCACCGGGGACUGUUGGACCCCUGGGAGAGAUCGGCCCCAAGGGUCCCCCAGGCAAAGUGGGCGAGCUGGGCCUGGCAGGGGAACCAGGCGAGAAGGGCACUCUGGGGUCUCCGGGAAACAUCGGAGAGCAGGGCUUGAUUGGCCAGAGGGGGGAACCAGGCCUUGAAGGAGAAGCUGGUGCUGCUGGGCCGGACGGAACUAAGGGUGAGAAAGGUGACAUGGGUCCUGAGGGUGACAAAGGAGAGAAGGGCGUCAUCGGGCUGCCAGGAAAGGAAGGACAGCCUGGGGACCCUGGCCUCACUGGUGUCAGGGGCCCAGAAGGGAAGCCGGGCAAAAUCGGGGAGAGAGGCUUUCAAGGACAGAAGGGUGCCAAAGGUCAUCUGGGUCACCUGGGAGAGACGGGCCCUAUAGGAGAGCUGGGGCCAGCAGGCUUCGUGGGGCCGAAGGGGUCGAGAGGAACAAUCGGAUCGGCGGGACCUCCCGGGCGCAUGGGUCAGCAAGGAGAACCAGGCUUAGCAGGAUAUGAUGGCCACCAAGGACCCCAGGGCCCAAUGGGGCCUCCUGGACCCAAAGGUGAAAAGGGGGAGCAGGGAGAUGAUGGCAAGGUUGAAGGCCCUCCUGGUCCUCCGGGUGACAGAGGCCCUGUUGGAGACAGAGGAGAUCGAGGAGAGUCCGGGGACCCAGGUUACCCUGGCCAGCAAGGUAUGGAUGGAGAGAGAGGCAAGGCUGGAGCUCCUGGUAUGCCUGGAGAUCCUGGACCUCCUGGGCAGCAGGGACCAAAAGGAUCCAAAGGCGGUGAAGGUCAGAAAGGCAAGCCAGGCCCACAAGGGGUUUCCGGAAGCAGAGGGACACCGGGUCCCGUUGGUCCCCCUGGCCCAAGAGGAGUUGUAGGCAGGGAAGGACUGGAAGGCAAUCCAGGGAUUGAUGGAAUUCCAGGGAAGGACGGGAGCAAAGGAAUGCCAGGCGAGCAGGGGGACGACGGGGACAUUGGACUUCCUGGCAGUGCUGGUUACCGUGGCAAAGUGGGCAUGCUGGGGUUGCCAGGCGAUCAGGGCUCCUUUGGACCAAAGGGUGAGAGGGGACUUCCUGGCCAAACGGGACCUUCAGGAAAGCGAGGGGCUAUAGGAGGAAUGGGCCUGCCGGGGAAGCAAGGGGACCAGGGAGCCAAAGGACAGCCUGGCGAUAGUGGAGACCCUGGAUUCCCUGGGAUUCUUGGCGUAUUUGGCCCAAAGGGGCCUCCUGGGGACGUGGGACCGGUAGGAAUACAGGGACCCAGGGGUCCACAGGGUUUGAUGGGGAAGCAAGGUGUCAUAGGUCCAACUGGAAUAAUUGGGCCCAGUGGAACUCCAGGACCUAAGGGAGACAAAGGCAGUCGAGGGGAGAUGGGUGUUCAAGGUCCAAAGGGGCCUCCUGGACCACGUGGCCCCCCCGGACCUCCAGGCCGCCCAGGAGUACCCCUGGCAUUCGAACAUGAAACUCUUGAGGCUGCAUUUCAAGUGUUCAUCGAAACAAACACUGCACUCAGGAAAGAGCAAAAUCACCAGGGUAUGGACCUUCCCAUGCUGGACCAGGGAACAGAGAUCUUUAAGACCCUCCACUACCUCACUAACCUGGUGCAUAGACUGAAGAAUCCAGCAGGCACCCACGACAAUCCCGCCCGUAUCUGUCGAGACCUCAAGGACUGUGAGCAAAGGCAGAACGAUGGUACUUACUGGGUGGAUCCAAAUCUGGGAUGUGCCUCAGAUGCCAUCGAAGUCACCUGCAAUUUUACUAGUGGUGGACAGACCUGUUUGAGACCACUGACUGUUUCAAAGUUGGAGAUCGCUGCGGGCCGAGUCCAGAUAAACUUUCUGCACCUGCUGAGUUCUGAGGCCAUACAGCACAUUACCAUCCACUGCCUGAAUAUGCCAGUGUGGAGAUCUGGUGCUUCUGAAGAACCUUCCCAGAAUUCUGUGCGUUUUAAGGCUUGGAAUGGCCAGACCAAUGAUGUAGGCGGGGCAGUGAGACCCGAAGUUCUCCAAGACGAUUGCUGGAUUAAAGAUGGACGCUGGCAUCAGACCCGUUUUGCAUUCCGUACCCAAGACCCCAAUCUGCUCCCCAUUGUAAAAGUGUACAAUCUGCCAGAUACCAAGCCUGGGACACACUACCACCUGGAGGUAGGACCUGUCUGCUUCCUGUAGGAGGCUGUGACAAGGCAGAGCUCCUCUCCCUGGGCCAAGAGGAAGUAGGAGCCCCCCAAGGGAAAAAAAAAUCCUCCUUCUGCUUUUCAGCAUUCUCUGACACCCCGUCAAGUAGACAUGUGGCCCGGGUGAUGGGGCACCGGGGCGAUUUCUGAGGAAUCGGGAUUUUCUGAGGAAUCGGGAUUUCUCGCACAUGGGUGGCAUUGUGGAAAUGAAGUUCAUGUGCAUUUCAGGAACUUUUCUCUUUUGUUCAGACAAGUCCUGGACGUCACAGAUAGUUGGAGGAAAAUCUGCCAAAUAAUCUUUGUUGGACAAUAUGAUAACUUAUUUGUAUCAUGUAUUUUAAGUACCAAGGAUCUACAUCUUAUUAAAGAGAGGAAUUAAAGUAACUGGGAACAGCUGUACAUGUCUGUACAUAUAUAGUUAUCCCUAUUACAAAACUUUUCACAUUUAUAUCUUGUGUAAAAAAAAUCUUCAAGUGCAAUAGAAAUGAAAGAAGAGUCUUGAUAUUUUUUUUUUUUGGCAAUUAUUUUUCUAGGCGAUUCAGGGGUACUAUUCCAUUGAUGUAUGUGUUGUCCUCCAAGUCUAGCUCUUGUUCCUAUCCUUUACAUGGAGGUCUAGCAGUAUUUGUGUAGACUGGUGAAGUUAAUGGCUGCCUGUUUGUGAUCUCAUUACACAUGUACCCACAUGGGCCAUGGACAGGUAAAUUCACCCGUGUCUCUCCAUACCUGGUGUGUACUUGCGUGCUUAAAGGCUUGGGAGAUGCAGGGACGGAUAUGUCCUACUAGCUCUUGAGAAGGCAUCAUCAAAGCAUCUAAGGGAGCUUGCUAGCCUGCCCGAGCUAGUCACGCCCCAGGCCUCUCAGCAUCCACAUCUUCCUGGUGUGGGUCUUUGUCGCAGGACAGCAUAUGUGGGUCUGGGCAGGUGUCAUAGGAUCGGUCUACCUCCCAACUCUCAUCCAUGGUGCUCGGGGAAAAUCCUCAAUAAAUCAAGAAAAAAAAAACACAAAGAUGUUAACCUGGUGCUCUUCCACAGCACCAGCUAACAUGAAGAUGAAGACUGUGGUAGGUUUGUCUUUUGGAGCCAGUUUUUGUACUGAACUAUUCAGCAAAAAUGGCAUUCAUUUAAGUGCCUACUGUAUUCUAAAGGGAAUAUUUUUAUAUAAACAUUUAAAAAAAAGAAAAAUCAUUUCAGUUAACAUGUUGCAUCCAAACACCUUAGGGUUCGAAAGCAUUUUUAAACAACAUUAUUUCUGUUCUUUUGUACAAAUCCCCUUAUAGCUGUAAUUAAUAUCUAAAGAUAUUAGUGAAAAUUUAGUUUUCAAUAGUAAGCUUUUUUAAAACAAAUGUGUAUAAUUAUGCAAGCUUUGUUGUAUACAGUGGAUCCCUUUCUAAUUUAAAGUUAUUUAAUUGUCAAAAUGUUGUAAACCUUACAAGGUUCUCUUUAUUAAGGCAAGAGUUCUUUUUUAAUAGCUUUAUGUAUCAGUUUCCCAACUGGUCUUGGAGUUUAUAGAUUUUUAUUUUAUGUGUAAAUGUGGAGCUCCAGAGAACAAAUUUAUUUGCAAUAUUUUUGUUUGUUUGUUUUCCAUUGUAUUUUUCUAUAUGAUAAUCAAACUGUACUGUACGGGGACUGUGUUCUAUGCUAUUAUUAUGAUUUUUAAAGAAAGGUAUUGACGAUAUGUGAACGUUCCAUGUCAAAUUCACUAGUUAGUUGAGCUCAGAAUACCUCACACUGAUACACUCAUUUGGGAGGAAUUGGUUGCUGUUACGUGUCUUCUUUGUGAAUUGACUUCUGUGUCUGUAUGUGAAACAUCAGCUAAAAAAAACCAAAUCAUCGCAAUCUGAAGAAGCAGAAUGAUGUCAUCGUUUGCCCACAUUCGUUACCGCUUUCUCGUAUAUGCCAUUUCCAAUACCUGUCUUGCAUUAACUAUGUUCAGAUGUUCAAUAAAUAUUUGAAAUCUA
This is a messenger RNA of Paramormyrops kingsleyae, 7566 nucleotides long. RefSeq names its product collagen, type XXVII, alpha 1b (gene col27a1b). The record is from RefSeq and is a predicted model, not a curated record. Gene Ontology annotation, molecular function: extracellular matrix structural constituent conferring tensile strength. Gene Ontology annotation, biological process: extracellular matrix organization. Lineage: Eukaryota; Metazoa; Chordata; Actinopteri; Osteoglossiformes; Mormyridae.